This is a messenger RNA of Hippopotamus amphibius kiboko, 4016 nucleotides long. RefSeq names its product interleukin 1 receptor type 1 (gene IL1R1). NCBI's taxonomy places the organism in Eukaryota, Metazoa, Chordata, Mammalia, Artiodactyla, Hippopotamidae. The record is from RefSeq and is a predicted model, not a curated record. Bases 541 to 2262 code for a protein of 573 amino acids. The transcript has 13 exons. Gene Ontology annotation, molecular function: interleukin-1, type I, activating receptor activity. Gene Ontology annotation, biological process: regulation of inflammatory response; signal transduction.
AGUCCUAACAGGCAUCACCAGAGCCCACUUUCUCCUUUCUCUCGGCCUCCUCACAGUUUGGUCUCCUGACAAGAUAUGAGACAUCCCUCUCCUGUGCACGGACCAGACCCAAAGCUCAUUGGAGAAAGAAAAGCACAAUUAGCAGCUCCAUCCAGGGCUGACUUUGAGAUGCACUUUUGUUUUUAAUAACCACCGUCAACUCAGCGGCCUCCAACCCUGGGAAAGAAACCCGUGGGGCCAGCCGUUCCCAAAGCCUCCAGCCAUGAGGAAGGGAGACGGUAGGUACGCCUCUUGAAGAUGGUGACUCCCUUCUGAGAAGCAGGACCACUUCCUACAAGAGAAGGCUUUCUCCACAGUGACUGGGCUGCUUCACCCCAGGGGCCCGCCGGCCUUUUCUGAGCCACAGCUGAAGGCCUCCACCCUGUUUCAGAAAAUUAAAACAUACUUCCUCGGGGUUACAGAAAGAGUUAAUAAGCCAGACUGCAAGACGUCAAAGCCUUCUAUCUUAUUUAAUACUCUGAAUACAGUUGCAAGGAGAAUAUGAAAAUAUUACUCAGGCUUCUUUGUUUCAUAGCUCUACUGACUUCUUCUCUGGUGGCUGACAAAUGUGAGGAACGUGAAGAGAAAGUUAUUUUAGUUUCAUCUGCACAUGAAAUUGAUGCUCGUUCGUGUCCUCUUACCCUAAGUGAACAUAAAGGCCCUGUAAUUUGGUAUAAAAAUGACAGCAAGACACCCAUAUCUAUGGAAAGAGACUCUAGAAUUCAUCAGCACAAAGAUAAACUUUGGUUUGUUCCUGCUAAAGUAGAGGAUUCAGGAUACUACUACUGUGCAGUGAGAAAUUCAACUUACUGCCUCAAAACUAAAAUAACUGCAGAGUUUGUACAGCAUGAGCCUAACCUGUGUUACAAUGCACAAGCUGUAUUUACACAGAGACUACUGAUUCCAGGAGAUGGACAACUUGUAUGUCCUUAUUUGGAUUUUUUCAAAGAUGAAAACAAUGAGUUACCCCAAAUACAGUGGUAUAAGGAUUGCAAACCUCUACUUCUUGACAAUAUAAACUUUGUUGGAGUAAUGAAUAAGCUCAUCAUCACGAAUGUGACUACGGCGCAUAACGGGCACUAUACGUGUCAUGCAUCCUACACACACUUGGGAGAGCAGUAUCGUAUCACCCGGGCGAUAGAACUGAUUACUCUAGUGAAAGCCAGGAACACGAGACCUGAGAUUGUGCGUCCAGCUAAUGAGACGUUGGAAGUGGUCUUGGGAUCCUGGCUCCAAUUAAUCUGCAAUGUUACCGGCCCAUCAAGUAACUUUGUCUACUGGAGGUGGAAUGGGUCAGCAAUUAAGGAAUAUGAGCCUGUGAUGAUGGAAGAGUUUACAUAUGUGCAGAAUCCUGUCAACAGGAGAAGGAGUACAAUCAUUGCACAGCUUAAUAUUACAGUAGUGGAAAGUAAAUUUUUGCUACAUCCAUUUAUCUGUUUAGCCAAGAAUGCAGAAGGAAAGAGUACAGCAUAUAUCCAAUUAAUACAUCCAGUCCCUGAUUUCCAGACGCCCACGAUUGGUAUAUUUGUCAUGUUAACCUUGGUAAUUACGUGCUCUGUUUUCAUCUAUAAAGUCUUCAAGGUUGACAUUGUGCUUUGGUACAGAGAUUCUUUCUAUGGUUUUCUCCCGAGAAAAGCUUCAGAUGGAAAGACGUAUGAUGCAUACAUACUGUGUCCAAAGACCCCUGAGGAAGGGUCCACCUCUAACUCAGAUAUUUUUGUGUUUAAAGUCUUGCCUGAGGUCUUAGAAAAACAGUGUGGAUAUAAACUGUUCAUCUGUGGCAGAGAUGACUUCGUUGGGGAAAGCAUUGUUGAGGUUGCUAAUGAAAACAUAAAGAAAAGCAGAAGACUGAUUAUCAUUUUGGUCCAAGAAGUAUCGGGAUUCAGAUGGCUGGGGAAUUCAUCUGAAGAGCAGAUAGCCAUGUACAAUGCUCUCAUUCAGGAAGGAAUUAAAGUUGUCCUGCUGGAGCUGGAGAAAAUCCCAGACUAUGAGAAAAUGCCAGAAUCCAUUAAAUUCAUUAAGCAGAAACAGGGGGCCAUACGCUGGUCAGGGGACAUUAGAGAGGGGUCGCAGUCUACAAACUCAAGGUUCUGGAAGAAGGUCAGGUACCACAUGCCGGUCCAGCGCCAGCCACCUUCAGCCAAGGACCAGCUGCUGUCCCCAGCCACUCAGCCGGACUCCAAGGAAAAACAGCCACUGGAGACCCAUGUGCCUCUUGGGUAGUGGAGAAGCUCGGCGGAGAGUUCUUUGGUGACUCCUGUCUUUGGGUAUAGCAGGCUGGGCUGGGCCUCACUGACUUGUACAGUCAUACCACACACCUGUAUAGUCCCUUAUCCCUGAGGUCACCUAGAAUCAGAUUGUUAAGGGAGCAGGAUGUGGUGACAGUUGCCCUGUGGCCAGGGCAACUCAGAGCAGAGGGCUUGGGAAGUCCUUUAACAAGGCAACAGAUGCCGUCUGAAUGUUUGAACUGCUGAGAAAAGGCACUAGGCCAGCAGACGAGGAGUGAACAUGCAGGAACUAUUCACCAUCUAUAGAUGGCUUUAGGAAGUCACCCAUAGUCUGAGGGCAGGGCUGUGGCCCAGUCUGGGGACGGCAGGGUCACUGGUCCUUGAGUGGGUCUCCUGGACAUUGCUGCAGGCACAAUGCAACACAUACUUCCCAGAGAAAUUAGAAGCAUUCUUGGAGAACUUUCCAUUUGCCUUGCAUUUCCCAUACCCCUUAACACAGUCACUUUCCAAAGACAAUUUCCUUUCACAGACCAUUAAAACUGUCAUUUCAAUGAACAAAGGAAUUCUCCAGGAUUUGAAGGGUUUGAAAUAACCUUAGCUUUUUGUAGAAGAGAGAGGAUUUUGAGAACAAGAGUAGCAGAGAAUUGGACCACCUCUUAAUGCCUUCCCCCUGGAAUAACCAUUCGGUUCCACCUUAUUCUUCUGCAUUUUACUUGACUUAUUUGGAAGGACAACUUCCAAGUCACCUCCUCCUUACACUCUGUCACACACACAGCCCACAGAUGAAGCAUCCUUCAUACAAUACUGCCCUAAUCUCAUCCUGCCCUUACCAGAACACCUUCAUGGGCUCCUCCUGAUUGAGGAGCUAAAGUCCACAUUCCCCCACUAGCAUCUCCCCACCACCCCACACAGCUGGGCUCCUCAGUUCUGCUGUGCGAAUCCCCAAGUUGUGCACCUUUACACUUGUCCCCAGUGCUUCUCUAUCUCUGCCUCUCAUUCCUGUCUCCUCUGACUGGAAAUCCUCCUUGCAUUCUCUCCAGUGGACCAGAAUUUUACUGAAGCUCAAAAUUUACUCCUAGUCACUUCCCCCAAGAGAUUGCCCCAAGAAACUGCCCUGAGGCACUUGCUCUCUUUUUCUCAGUUUGAUAGUACUCCAGCUAGGAGCUCUGCUCUCUGCAGGAGAGGUGUGGGUCUGUCUUUUUUGUCAGUGCCUUUAAAAGUAAUUUGCACAUAUAACAUAGAUUUGUGUAGUGCUUUAUUGUUUAAAAAUGUCCACAGAUUAUCUUAUUUAAUUUCUGAAAACCUCUUUUAAGGUUUCCUUUCAUCUCUUCCUUUCAGGCCUUCCCCAUUAAUUAGAUUUUACUGCAUUAUCUGAUGGGUUUUGUUUGUUUGUUUGUUUGUUUUGGUCAUCCUAAGUGUUUAAGAAAAGUUUGCAAAUGCAAUGAUGUGUUUCAUUUCUAGUUCUUAAAGCUGGCUUAAUGGAAUUUUUAUUUUCUCCCUUCUGCUUCUAUUUUAAUUGCAGUAGAAGAAAGAUUGAGCCAUUUUUUAAUGACAUUUUUGAUAAAUUAUGUUUAUACUGGUUAAUGAUGAAGGUUUUUUUUCUUUAAACCUGUUUGUAUAAUUCUGCAGCAGAUACCAAAUAUUUUUAUAUAGUAAGACACCAAAUUCAUGUACAGCACGCAUCAUUGAUCAAUGGACUGUACUUAUUUUCCAGUAAAAUUGUCAAAACUUGAUAUUGACUGUUCUUCA